This is a messenger RNA of Anopheles aquasalis, 2497 nucleotides long. It is a transcript of the gene GlnRS, whose product is annotated as Glutaminyl-tRNA synthetase. Lineage: Eukaryota; Metazoa; Arthropoda; Insecta; Diptera; Culicidae. Gene Ontology annotation, biological process: translation; glutaminyl-tRNA aminoacylation. The record is from RefSeq and is a predicted model, not a curated record. Gene Ontology annotation, molecular function: ATP binding; glutamine-tRNA ligase activity. Gene Ontology annotation, cellular component: aminoacyl-tRNA synthetase multienzyme complex; cytosol; cytoplasm.
AACUCGUGGUCUGACUUGAACAUCCUUUUACGUGUACACCGUCCGCGCCUAAACCAUUUUAAGGAAUACGCAAAAGUUUAAAGCAUAUCACAAUGGAGUACCUUUACUGUUUGGGACUUAGCGAGCAUAAAGUAAAAGAGACUCUUAAAAAUGCCGCGCUUACUGCUACAAUUACCCGUGCUUUCUCCUAUUUACCAAUUGAUGCGCAGCUUACUCCGCCAAAAAAAUUACUGCUGUUUCAGGUAUGCUCGAAACUGAAACCGCAAAUUUCUUCUUUUUUGGAAAUUUUGAUACGCAAAGUUGUUGAUGGAAGUCUCGACACAAGCGUGAGGGUCGACACUGCCCUUGAAUACUUGUUAGCGAAUGUUGCAAAAGGUUCAUUCGACGAGGCUGAAUUCGACAAAAGAUGCGGUGUAGGGGUUGUUGUAACGCCGGAAGAAAUUGAACGAGCAGUGGAAGCAGCACUGGCGAAACACAGGGAAAAUAUUUUGGAGCAAAGGUAUCGGUUUAAUGUGGGCAAACUCCUUACGGAAAUUCGUCACUCACUACCGUGGAUUGAUGGUAGAGCUUUAAAAAACGAAGUCGACGUGCAGAUGUUUGACCUCCUUGGUCCAAAAACGACAGCUGACGAAGAUCAAAGCAAGAAGAAACACGAAAAAGCAAUUCCAAAUGUAGUAAAGCCGACGGCAGCGAUAAGGAAAACAACAGCGAAGUUCAACGCACUGGAUGGUAUUCCCUGUUCGAUGAUUGAAUUGAUGCGAAACGUCGAUUUUCAUCGUCCGGGUGAAAACUUCAAAACAGAUGGUUACGUUGUGACACCAAAUACGGAAAGACUACUGCAGGAACAUCUUCGACGAACGAACGGCAAAGUACAUACUCGGUUCCCCCCGGAACCGAAUGGCAUCCUUCACAUUGGGCACGCCAAGGCUAUCAACAUUAACUUUGCAUAUGCCGCAGCAAACGAUGGUGUGUGCUUUCUGAGAUACGAUGACACGAAUCCGGAGAAAGAGGAGGAAAAAUUCGUCCACGGAAUUCGCAAUAUUGUUGAAUGGCUGGGUUAUAAACCGUUCAAGGUGACCUAUUCUUCCGAUUACUUUCAACAGUUGUAUGAAUUUGCGAUACAGUUAAUUCGCAAGAAUAUGGCCUACGUUUGCCAUCAGACAGCAGAACAAAUGAAGGGUUUUACUCCGGAAACAUCCAAGUGGCGCGAUCGUCCUAUUGAAGAAAGCCUUGCCUUGUUCGACGAUAUGAAAAACGGGAAAAUUGACGAAGGUGCAGCUACUUUGCGAAUGAAGGUUACAUUAGAAGAAGGAAAAAUGGACCCAGUGGCCUACAGGAUAAAAUUCAUACCACACCAUCGUACUGGUACUCAAUGGUGUAUAUAUCCCACGUACGAUUACACGCAUUGCUUAUGCGAUAGCUUGGAGGACAUUACUCAUUCGCUUUGUACGAAGGAAUUUCAAUCGCGGCGAUCUUCCUACUACUGGCUAUGCAAUGCACUGGACAUCUAUUGUCCAGUACAAUGGGAAUAUGCACGACUCAAUGUCAAUUAUACGGUAGUUUCAAAGCGUAAGAUCAACAAACUCAUUACGGAAAAUAUCGUCAACGAUUGGGAUGAUCCUAGGUUAUUCACUCUAUCAGCUCUUCGGCGUAAGGGAUUUCCUGCGGAAGCAAUAAACAAUUUCUGCUCCCUGAUGGGACUUACCGGUGCACAAACGUCUAUAGACCCAGCUGUACUUGAAGCAAGCGUACGCGAUGUGCUUAAUGUUACUGCUCGACGUACUAUGGCCGUACUUGUACCUUUAAAAAUAGUGAUAAACAAUUAUCCGCAUAACGGACCUAUCAAACUUCCAGUACCUAACUUCCCAAAUGAUGCUGAAAGAGGUUCUCAUGAAGUAUGGUUCGACCGAAUUGUGUACAUAGAAGCCUCAGACUUUUUGGAACAAGCUGAUAAUUAUUUCCGCCGCCUAUCUGUCGGACAAGCUGUCGGUCUGAAAUACACUGGUAUGAUGAUAAGAGUUGAAAAAAUAGUACGUACCGGUAACGGCGCUACUCCAUUGGAACUUGUAUGUAACAGCGAAGUGUGCACAGAGACAGUGAAGCCAAAGGCUUAUAUCCACUGGGUGGCCAAACCCGUGUCCGUCGAGGUUCGUCUAUAUGAAAGAUUGUUCACGCAUAAGAAUCCAGAAGACAGCACUGAUGUUCCAGGUGGUUUUCUAAGUGAUUGUAGACAGGAUACGAUGCGCUCGAUUUGUGGUUACGUCGACGAGCAUAUGAACAAUAGCUGUGUUUACGAAAGGUUUCAAUUUGAACGGAUAGGGUUCUUUUCUGUAGAUCCCGACACUGUGAAAUAUGGGCAGCUGAUCUUUAAUCGCACUGUUACUCUGAAGGAAGACGCAGGCAUGUCUAGUAAAUGAUAAAAUAUCAAUCGUUAACGCAUGAAAAAAAAUUAUCUUCAAAUGUUCUAAUAAAGCUUUUUCGUAUUUGCAAUAUUGGA